AAUUUCAACACGUGUUACAGUUGUGCCUAAGCGCGAAAAACAUUGAACAUCGCUCAAUGCUUCCUACUCGUCAAAUCGCUGAUACAAAAGCUGAUACAUUUCUAAAAAGUAUCCCCUGAUACGACAACUAAAGCAUCUAGAUAUUUUGACUGAGCAUUUUGACUUGGAUAUAUGUGGUAGAGAAAAAGACUGAUAACAACUGUGUCAUAUUUCGUUUGAAACAUCGAUAAUUGGUUUGAUCUUUUUUCAAUUUGCUCUUAAAUAUUUUCUAGAUCAUAAUUAGUCGCAUUAAUGAGGACAAUGGUUAGAAGAGUUGUAUCCAGGGGUAAUAAUCAAUUAUCAUUUUCAAAUAUGUCAAGAAAUUCAAGUUCAAGUUCAAAUUCAAAUUCAUCUUCAACAAAUGCUAGUACCACCAAUCGGUAAAUAUGAACUUUUAACAUUUAUUUUGUUCGAUAAUAUUCUAUAUCACGGUAAAAAGAAAGGUCAUACAUAUUGUUAAACGCGCCUGUUACCUUUAGCAUAGAACAUUACGUGCUUUUUACUGUUUGUUUUUACAAAAAAAAAUUAUAUUUUGUAGGUAUAGCAAACCAGAAAUAGAAUGUAUUCAUGCGUGAGUAAUUAUUAAAUGACCACGUGAAUUUCUUAGUAUUCUUUAUUUCUCUAAAAUGAAAGCACAGAAAGGAUGAUUUGUGAUUAAGAGUAAUUUGUUUUUUAACAAAUUAAUACUAAUGCCCUUAAAACGUGCGAAAAAGGAUCGAAAGUAAGUUUUUAUCGGGUUUUCUUGCCCGUGUUUGAGUGAGUCAGUUCUUAUUCUAUAUGAUAAGUCAUUUAUACAGCUAAACUAAUUAUCAUUCCAUUCUGAAGAAAAGAAAAGAUUCCUAAAAAAGCUUGCUCGAUUUGACGUAACUUUUAUUUAUUCUUUUUUUUCCAGUAAUAGUGAAAAUGGUGCAAUCAGUUUUGAUCGCACACUCAACAUCUUUUCCAUACAUCGAAACUUGAGUACACCAACAAGAGAAAAUGUAAGAUCAUCUUUAAACGAAACUUCAGCAAGAUCUCCACGUAGGCCUCCAUUAUCAUCGAAAAUCUCUGAAGAUAAUCACAAUCCUUUUAUACAUCGUGUAAGUAUGUUUACCUUUCUUUAACCUGUAAAAGUAGAUUUCUUUUUAAUAAAAAAAUAAUCAAUCUAUUCGUUACUUUGUUAUUUAGAAAAAUCCAAAUGCUGUACGACAACAAUUCUAUAAAAAACUUAACACCCUUACGCCAGAAUCUGCUUUUGUUGAUAUACAACUCAAUGAUAUACCUCAUCUUCGGGAUACUGAGGCUUGGAAAAAGGUUGCUCAUCCAUCUACAAAUAGUCCUCCUCUGUCAAGACAAAUGCGUGAGACAUCCGAACAAACUUCAAAUCUUGAACAAAGUUACUUACCAUAUCGUACUCCUGGACGACCUGAUCCUUGUCCAGUUGCCCGUCGAUUACGUAAACGCAUUAUCAUCGGAUCAUCAUUAGCCAUGGUUAUACUUGCUGUUAUUGUCACCGUUGCUGUGGCCGUUACUUUAACUAAAACAUCCACUGAAACAAUCACUGAUUUAUACGAUGGAAAUUUUGUCGUACGUGCAUUAUUUUAUAAAGAAUUAGACAUACCGUCGUCAGUGUUAUAUCAAAAUUAUCAACGCGAGCUUUGUCAAUUGGUUGAUACAACGUUAACAGAUAGCAAAACUAAAUAUGCUGUGUUUUACGCUAGCUGCGUGGUUAAUGAUUUUACAAAUGGUAGUAUAGUUGCCUAUUUUACAUUGGGAUUUACACGUUAUCAAAAUGAGACGAGAUUAAACUCAUUUUUAAAUCGCACCCUUGUUGGUAAAACGUUGUUCGGCGGCGUCAUCAUUCUCGUGAAUUUUAAUUCGGAAACUACAGUGACAGACACUAAUUCACCAUCAACAUCUAAACAUACAACGAAGAUAACGACUCGAACGAAGGUGCCAGAAGAUAGUACUAAGAAAAUCGUAAAACGAAUUGUAAUGCAGGAAAAUAAUAAUUUUAUAAUUCGUAACAAUGGCAAACAGCCGUCAAUAUUGACCAUUUUGAGUUCAACAGCAUCGACAACAAUCACUACAACAAAUAUGUAUACGAAUACUCCAAAUCAAAUCUUCACCACAAUCAAUUACAUCAUUGGAAAAGCAGUAAUUUCAACUCUAGCCGCAACAACAAUAAAAACUAUCAAAGAUAGCGUUGAAACAACUGGAAAAUAUCAUUAUUUACGUCGUGCUGAUCAACAACUUUCUGAUCAUGAAAAAACGACAUUUAAAUCGAUUGUCGAAAAUUACAGAGAAUCCUGCGAUGAAAUACCAAAGCAUCAAAAAUUACUCAAUGAAUAUUCGGAAACUACACGAUUUAUAAAUCAUAUCAUAAAACGACAAGAAAUUGAAAAUAAACAAAGACAACAAACGAUGAAACGACAAAUUUUACUGAGUAGAAAUAAUUCAACGUAUUCAUUUAAAGAUCGUUCCGUGACAUCUGAUAGUUACUUUUCUCGUACAACUGCCAAAAAUCUUUUUCAGCCAAUAUUUUCCCGACAUAAACAACAACAUCCCCGCGCAUCAUAA
This is a messenger RNA of Didymodactylos carnosus, 2598 nucleotides long. Lineage: Eukaryota; Metazoa; Rotifera; Eurotatoria; Philodinida; Philodinidae. The record is from the annotation of a GenBank genome assembly.